CGGUUGCUGUGGGUAGUUAAUGAAGGAUACCAACCAAAUGUUCAUUCAUCAGACAUUUGAACAAGAAAGAAGAAGAAAAUCCUCUCAAUACACAUACACGACUCAUACACGGUUGCUCAAAAAUUCAAAAAAAAAUCAUCUAAAGGCUUGUAUUACAUAAGAUGUCGUUUCAAGCAAUCGUUAUACGGCACAGUGGUCAGUGGAAAUUAACCGAGUAUGAAGGAGGCGAUGAGGUUGUCGUGUACAUGUCUAAGGAAGACCUUUGUCAUGCGAAGUUGAUGCAAGAGGUGCACGAUCAAUUAAACGAGGAUGGUCGAUCCACUUAUAUGCUUUUCUACACAUCGACCACGGACGAAGGGCGAAAAAUAAAAGUGGCUUUGAAGACUGAUUCGGAUUUGAACCGGCUGAUUUCCGAGCAUAAGAAAUAUCCCGUUGUUUACGUGAUCGAGAAGGGCAAACAAUCUGCGGCUCCGGUUCCUCAGACUCAAGAGCGGGUAUAUUAUGAGGGACAUCGGUCUACUAUGUUUCCUAUUGAGACGGACAUUGGAAGAAGUAUCCCUACACACGAUGAUAGUAGGGACGAUUCAUCGUCGCAGGAGGAGGAAGACGAGUCCGAGUCUUCGGAUGAGGAAAAAGAGGCGAUACGACGCAGAGAGAUAUUGGAUUCAGUGUCGACUGAACAGGAAGCGUGGAGACAGACAGGGCCUCAGAAUUUCACAUCGGAUGAUCAGCCCGAUGUCGAGCCUCGUGUUGGAGUUCAGCAGCUUGAGGCACGUGACUGGGGGAUUCCAGUCCUCGAUUUUGACGAUGCGCCGGCAUUAGGUUGGGAGGAUUCUAACGUAUUGGAGAGCGGGAUAUUAUCAGUGGGGGCUCUAUUCCGGUCGAAUGAUGAUUUGGCAAUCGCUGUUGGCCUGUACCAUAUGGAGAAUCACGUGGAGUACGCCGUGCAUCGUUCCAAUACGACCCGUUUGUGGUUUGUUUGCAAGCAUGGCAACGGUUGUCCGUUCAUGCUGCGAGCCGUUCAGAGUGCAUCGAUCUGGAGAGUGAUCAAGGUGGUGAUGGAUCAUACCUGCCACACGGAUUUGAAUCGCACUGCCCCGAGACAGAUUCCGGCGAGGGUUGUUGGAAGAUAUUUUGCACGGAAAUUGGUAGGCGAGGGUGUCGUUUUGAAGCCGAAGGAGAUGAUGUCAGAGAUGCAGCGCUUAUUCGGUAUUGAGAUCAAUUACAGCUUCGCUCUCCGUGCAAGAAACAUCGCGAUUGAGAUGACGUAUGGUGAUUUUGGGAACUCGUAUCAGAUGCUCCCAUCGUAUUUGUAUAUGCUGAGAAUGAGUAAUCCCGGCACAUUAUACGACCUUGAGAUGAAGGAUGAUGGCAAGUUCCAUCAUAUGUUUGUUGCACUUGGACAGAGCGUGACUGCCUUUGAGAAGUGUAGGAAUAUUAAAUUGAAUUAA
Molecule: messenger RNA, 1451 nt
Organism: Salvia miltiorrhiza (redroot sage)
Lineage: Eukaryota; Viridiplantae; Streptophyta; Magnoliopsida; Lamiales; Lamiaceae
Exons: 2
Coding region: 162-1451 (429 amino acids)
Source: RefSeq, a predicted model, not a curated record